Molecule: messenger RNA, 876 nt
Organism: Lotus japonicus
Lineage: Eukaryota; Viridiplantae; Streptophyta; Magnoliopsida; Fabales; Fabaceae
Exons: 3
Coding region: 1-876 (291 amino acids)
Source: RefSeq, a predicted model, not a curated record
AUGCCGGAGUUCCCUCUCCUGAAGCUCCUGGUGAAUGUGCCAGUGACCUUUGUUGCUCCGGUGAAGAUGGUGGAGAAGGUAAUGGAGGCGUUGGAGAGGGAUGAGGUGGAGGCGGUGGCGGAGGUGGAGGAGGAGGACAAUGAUGAAGUAAGUGAGGAGUAUAGGAAAGUGUUUGUGAGAGGAAGGUGUGUGAAUUUCUCUCCAAUUGUGGUUAAUGAGUUUUUGGGAAGAAGCACAGAGGCUGUGAUAGAGGGGGAGCCUUACCUUCAUGAAGUUGCUCGCGUCCUCACUGAGAAGUUGGUCAAAAAGUGGCAAAAGAAAGGGUUAUUGCCCUCUGAAAAGCUAACUGCCAAUGUCACUAUUCAACUGGAUAAGUUGAUAUUCUUAGUGGGAACUGGUGCCAAGCUAGAUUUUGGCAACUAUGUGUUUGAAUAUACCAUUAAGCUUGCUGACUCUUUUGUUGUGAAGCUGCCAAUCAUGUUUCUUUUCCUUCUAACAGAGCUUAUUUUGCAGCAACAUUCUGACAUUGUGAGAGCGGAUAAGCCUCAAGGUAAGAAGCCUUUACCUCUUAAGUUUGAUUAUUGUCUGUUUGUUGGGACACAUGUUCUAGACAUUCAGUUGUCUACAAAGGGUGAAGCUAGUGCUAGUCGAUCCAAGAAGGUCACUGGAAACAGUAAGGAGGAUAUCCUUGCUGAGUUGAUUGAAAUUUCCAAGGCUCUCCAAGACAUAAUCCAGGCUAGCAAGGUCAGAAAGCAUAAUGUGGACAAGCUCAUCAGAAUGAUGAUUGAAGAUCCUGCUGCAGGUGGUGAUGAAGAGGCUGAGGAGGAAGAAGGUACUGCUGAAGAGAAUGAGGAGGAUGUUAGUGGAACUCAGUAA